AUGGCCGAGACUACCAUCGCGGCAAACAUCGUCGACAACACCACCACCAACAGCGCCACCACCGCCGACCCCAAGGCCGCCCAGCCAGAACACCCUUAUCAGCCCUACAUGGACGUGCAACCGCCCACGGCCGCCCAUCUCAGCGACGCCAACGGCAUGCCUCUGAGCGAGAAAGAGGUCGAGGCGCUGGAGAAGGAGGAGAGGGCCGAGCGCAAUUCGACCCCGGAACCCAGCGACUUCAGCAUCGCUUUCCCGGACCAUCUGCCCACGCCGCCCUUCCUGCAUGUGCAGGGCGUGCCCAAUUUCCGCGAGUUGGGAGGAUAUCCCUGUCAGCCGCCCUCGUCACAGACGCCGACGCCGCCUUCUGGCAAGGCCUAUGUCUUGAAGAAAAAUCUCCUCUACCGCUGUGCUCACCCCACCCACUUGACCCCCACAGGCGCCACCUACCUGACCACCACGCUCAAUGUGCACGACAUGUACGAUCUGCGUUCGGCGCCGGAGAUCAGCCGGCUCGCGGGCACCGUCGCCUCCAGCGGCAAGACCGUGUACCCUCUUGCAAGUCCCGUGUCGGGUUGUAUCGACGAGGUGCCCGGCCUGAAAAGGCACUUUGUACCCGUCUAUCAAACCGAAGACUACGGUCCCGUUGCCCUGGCGAGGAAGCUCGCCUGGUAUACGGCCGAGCACGCCCACGACGAGCAAGCAGGCUACGCUUACUCGGAAGGGUUUGUGAGGGCGUAUCGAGACAUUGCCACGCACGGCGCGGGCGCCUACACGGUCAUGUUCCGACAUCUCCUGGACCGACCCACCGAGCCCCUGGUGUUCCACUGCACGGCCGGCAAGGACCGCACGGGGGUGUUUGGCGCGCUGAUCAUGAAACUCGUCGGCGUGGACGAGGACCUCAUCUGCUGGGAGUACGCGCUGACCGAACCGGGGCUGGGCGGGUGGCGGAAGGAGUUCAUCGAGCGAAUCGCCCAGACCGGUUUGGGGGGUGGCGGCGGCAAGCCCCAGCACCAGCAACAGGCCAUUGCGGGGGAGAGUCGACCGGCGAUUUCGCGAGAAGAGGCCGCGCGCAUCUGCGGCAGUCGCGCCGGCAACAUGCGCGCCUUUUUGAGGACCGUGCUCGAGGGCGAGUUUGGCGGCGUGACCGCCUACCUGACCCGCAUGAUUGGGCUCAGCGAGGACGAAAUCGCCCGUCUGAGGAGCAACCUGGUCGAAUUGGUCGACGACGUCCCCGGCCAGGUCAUGACCCCCGUCGAGAUUGACGGCUGGACUGCCGACGGGGGAUGUGUGGAUUGA
This is a messenger RNA of Fonsecaea multimorphosa CBS 102226, 1296 nucleotides long. RefSeq lists its product as uncharacterized. NCBI's taxonomy places the organism in Eukaryota, Fungi, Ascomycota, Eurotiomycetes, Chaetothyriales, Herpotrichiellaceae. Gene Ontology annotation, molecular function: phosphoprotein phosphatase activity. Bases 1 to 1296 code for a protein of 431 amino acids. The transcript has a single exon. Gene Ontology annotation, biological process: dephosphorylation. The record is from RefSeq and is a predicted model, not a curated record.